Thrips palmi is the source of this 2066-nucleotide messenger RNA. It is a transcript of the gene UGP, whose product is annotated as UTP--glucose-1-phosphate uridylyltransferase. Gene Ontology annotation, cellular component: cytoplasm. NCBI's taxonomy places the organism in Eukaryota, Metazoa, Arthropoda, Insecta, Thysanoptera, Thripidae. The record is from RefSeq and is a predicted model, not a curated record. Bases 119 to 1786 code for a protein of 555 amino acids. The transcript has 11 exons. Gene Ontology annotation, biological process: glycogen metabolic process; UDP-alpha-D-glucose metabolic process. Gene Ontology annotation, molecular function: UTP:glucose-1-phosphate uridylyltransferase activity.
UGCGCAGACACCCGAGCCGGCCCAGUCCACAACACAGUGGCAGAACGUCGCGAGCAACAAACGCGCUCUUGAACUUGAAGCAGUCCGACCUGGCACCUAGCACGCGCCCCGCUUGGCCAUGGUCGUGAUCCACAUGGGAAGCUGCGGCUCGCCGGUGCGGGAGGUGAACGACGCCGACGACGGCAUGGACGAGCGUGUCGGCAGCGGCCUGCUCCACGACGACGGCGUGGUGCCGCAGGGGCGGCGUGGCCGCCUGCCGGACCGGCUGUCACCCACCAACCAGAUGCGCGGCCACCAGCGUGUGCCUUCCGGCUCCAGGGAGUUCAAGGAGCUGACGAAGCGCGAUGCGCAGACGCAGCUCGCGCACGAGCUGGAGGGGCUGCUGGCCACGGCCGAGGAGGAGGCCAAGAAGACCGUGGAGCAGGAGUUCCAGGGAUUCCAGCGGCUCUUCGAGCGCUUCCUGCUCGACCAGGGCUCCACCAUCAGCUGGGACCGCAUCCAGAAGCUGCCCGAGAAUGCGGUUCGUGACCACAGCACGCUGAAGGAGCCGGCCCCGGAGCAGCUGCACGCCAUGCUCAACAAGCUGGUGGUGGUGAAGCUGAACGGAGGCCUGGGCACGUCCAUGGGGUGCCACGGGCCCAAGUCCGUCAUCCCCGUGCGCUCCGAGCUCACCUUCCUGGACUUGACCGUGCAGCAGAUAGAGUACCUCAACAAGAAGUACCACGUGAACGUGCCGCUGGUGCUGAUGAACUCGUUCAACACGGACGCCGACACGCAGAAGAUCACGCGCAAGUACCGCAACCUGCAGGUGGAGAUCUACACGUUCAACCAGAGCUGCUACCCGCGCAUCAACAAGGAGUCGCUGAUGCCCAUCGCGCGCAACUGCGACGUGGAGAACGACAUGGAGGCCUGGUAUCCACCUGGACACGGCGAUUUCUACGAGAGUUUCAAGAACUCUGGUCUUUUGCAGAAGUUCUUGGAGCAGGGUCGGGAGUACGUUUUCAUUUCCAACAUCGACAACCUGGGCGCGACCGUGGAUCUGAGCAUCGCCGACCUGCUGCUCAACACCGAUGAGAAAUCGCCCGAGUUCGUCAUGGAGGUCACCGACAAGACUCGCGCCGACGUGAAGGGUGGUACUCUGAUCCAGUACGAGAACAAGCUUCGUCUCCUGGAAAUCGCUCAGGUUCCGAAGGACCACGUCGAGGACUUCAAGUCGGUCAAGACGUUUAAAUUUUUCAAUACCAACAACCUCUGGGUCAAGCUCAGCGCGAUUGAUCGGCUCAUGUCGGAAAAUGCUCUGAACAUUGAAAUAAUUGUGAACAACAAGACACUCGAUAAAGGCCUCAAUGUCAUCCAACUGGAGACUGCAGUCGGUGCAGCCAUGAAAUCUUUUGACGGUGGACUUGGAAUUAACGUACCUCGUCGGCGGUUCCUUCCUGUGAAGAAAACUUCGGAUCUUCUGCUGGUCAUGAGCAAUUUGUACAGCCUGCAGAAUGGAUCUCUAGUCAUGAAUCCAGAAAGGAUGUUCCUCACUACUCCUUUGGUGAAAUUGGGUGAUAAUCACUUUGCCAAGGUCAAGGAGUUCUUGAGCCGGUUUGCCAAUGUACCCAAUAUUAUUGAGCUUGAUCAUCUGACAGUAUCUGGUGAUGUUACAUUUGGCAGGGGAGUUGUGUUGAAGGGUACUGUAAUUAUUAUUGCCAAUCAUGGUGAUAGGAUUGAUAUACCAUCAGGAGCUGUCCUGGAAAAUAAGAUUGUGUCAGGUAAUCUCAGAAUCCUGGAUCACUAAGCGCACAGAAAUGUAUUACAGAGUUUGUAUUUUUAGGAAUGAAUUUGUUAACCAGUUUGUCAAUUCUAAUUAUGUUGUAGAAUUUUAUUGAAAGUAUUUAGGGUUUUUUGAAUGCUUGCGUUAAUCUUUGAAUCAAGAUUUAUACUAAGAUUAAAGUCUUUUAUACAUGUUUUUAAGAAAUUUGUUGCUACACUUUUAUUCAAGUUUUAAAAUUGCUGAGUUGGAAUGUUUUAAUUUUGAGAUUACCACUGUACAAAUAAAUCAGCUUAAGCAAACCAAA